Pseudogymnoascus verrucosus is the source of this 2674-nucleotide messenger RNA. RefSeq lists its product as uncharacterized. Gene Ontology annotation, molecular function: transmembrane transporter activity. Gene Ontology annotation, biological process: transmembrane transport. Lineage: Eukaryota; Fungi; Ascomycota; Leotiomycetes; Thelebolales; Thelebolaceae. Bases 1179 to 2570 code for a protein of 463 amino acids. The transcript has 6 exons. The record is from RefSeq and is a predicted model, not a curated record. Gene Ontology annotation, cellular component: membrane.
UAUACUCUUCGUUUGCCAGAUUCCGGUCUUCAGCGACCCCUUGGAUCCUUAUAAGCGGCUUUGGAUCGCAUACGUCAACACAGCCCUUGGAGUUCCGCAAUUCCGCAACUCGUUCUCAUCACGCCAUCCUUAGACCGUUUUAAAGCAACAUGCUUCCAUGUUCCUUUAUCAAAAGGGAAGGUGACAGAAAAAUAAAAAGGAGAUGGGAAUAGAUCUGUAUAUCGAACAUUCAGCUUCAACAAUCCGAGGUACUCUAUCUAUAUAGUCCUAUAUAGUCGGAGUCUGAUACUGUCCGUCCCGCCCGGAUUAGAGUUCGACGGGAAUAGGGAGGCUCGGCCCCGUCUGGUAACUCUGGUUGAGUGGGGAUGGCACAUCACCGACACGUGACAAAUUGCCAUUGUCGGCGCAGCGCAGGAGUGAAGCACGAGAUCAAGUUGUCUUAAUCCACUUUUCCCGGAACUCGUCGCAUUCGGUACUGCACAUCAAAAUAAACUGCGACCCUGUAUAGCAUCCCAAGCUAAACCCUUCUCCUCCAAUCUCAGUGUUCUCAAUUCGGCCUUAUACAUUUGGAGUCCCACGAUACCUCCCCCCUCUUCCACCCUCCCCCCACUGUCUUGUCCAAUUAUGUGGUCCUCAAGGGACCAGCCCUCACUGGCAGCACACCCUUUUUCAGAUGGUGUCAUUGCAGGCAUAAAGUAACGAUCAUUAUGAUCUGCCAUUCAGUCGGUAGCUUGAUAUAGAUUCCAUAUAUAUACCAGCACAUAACCCGGGAGGGUUAACAAUGGUCCCCCAUUUCUUGCUUUUUCAUUCUUUGAACCUCCCGCAGCAACUUGAAUCUCGAAGAAGCUAUACCCUUCAGAUAGGACGUCAUGGGGGAGGUAGAAGAAACUCCAUCUCCAUCGCCAUCGCAGCGUAAAGCAGAUUUGUCCCAGCCAGCAUACGAUGACUCCAAGCUUGAGGCCGGAGUGCUCUCGGUGACCGAGAGCGAUACCUUUCGUAACGCGGCAGAUGAAGCGGUUGCGGCAAUCCCCAAGGGCACAAUUGACCCGGUCUAUGAGGCGAAAGCUCGUGUCUUGAACCAUGCGGUAAUUUAGCCAGAGGCCUUUUCCCAAGCACUCCGUCAUUAUCGGGCAGCUCAUGGCUCAGAUACUUAUUGCUCCCAGAUCCAAGAAAUCGGGAUGGGGUGGUAUCAGUGGCAGCUAUUCGUCGUCGUGGGGUUUGGCUGGGCAAACGACAAUCUGUGGCCCAUUGUGACCUCUUUGAUAUUCACUCCGAUCAAAAACGAGUUCAAUCCGUCCAAACCACCGCUUCUCAGUCUUGCACAGAAUAUAGGCCUCCUUGCAGGCGCUAUGUUCUGGGGCUUUGGCUGUGACGUCUUCGGCAGAAAAUGGGCAUUCAACUUGACACUUGGUAUCACAGCCGUAUUUGGUCUGAUCUCAGCAGGGUCCCCCAACUUCGCCUCCAUUGGAAUCUUUGCUGCCCUCUGGAGUUUCGGCGUUGGCGGCAACCUCCCAGUGGACUCGGCUGUCUUCCUCGAAUUUCUCCCAGGAUCACAUCAAUAUCUCCUGACAAUUCUGUCGAUUUACUGGGCAAUUGCUCAGGUCGUGGCUACUCUGGUUGCCUGGCCGCUUCUGGGGAGCCACACAUGUGAAGAGAAAACAGUGUGCCAUAGAUCUGAUAACAUGGGCUGGAGAUACUUCGUCAUAGUGAUGGGGGCGAUAUCAAUGGUUGAGUUCUUCGUCCGCUUUGGCUUCUUCACGGUCUUCGAGUCCCCGAAGUACCACAUGGGUAAGGGAAAUGAUGAGGAGGCCGUCCGGAUUGUCCAUGAAGUCGCCAAAAGAAAUGGAAAGGUUUCCAACCUUACUCUCGCCGACCUCCAAGCCUGCGACCCGACUGGUGCUGGUGCACAAACCGACGCAGCCGCAGCCCUAAAGCGUAAACUUGAGAAGUUCAACCUAACGCAUGUGCGCGCCCUCUUUGCAACUCCAAAACUGGCACUAUCAACGUCCUUGAUCAUUUUGAUCUGGGCCUUUAUUGGAUUGGGAUACCCUCUCUACAACGCAUUCCUGCCAUACCUACAAGCAAUCCGCGGCGCUGAGUUUGGUGACGGGUCCACUUACCUCACCUACCGUAACUCGCUCAUUGUGGCCGUCCUCGGUAUCCCUGGCGCUCUGAUAGGCGGUGCCCUCGUUGAGGUCCGCGGCUUUGGGAGGAAGGGCACACUUUCUGCCUCAACAGUUCUCACGGGGGUUUUCCUGUACGCCUCAACCACGGCAGUGACAUCCAACGCGCUGCUAGGUUGGAAUUGUGCCUUUAACUUCUUUUCGAAUAUAAUGUUCGCAGUGCUUUAUUCGUAUACACCAGAGGUAUUCCCCACAAAAGACCGCGGGACAGGCAAUGCGCUCACUGCGACGGCGAAUCGGAUCUUUGGGAUCAUGGCUCCCAUCAUUGCAAUGUAUGCAAACCUGGAGACGUCAGCUCCGGUGUAUACCAGUGGAGCUUUGUUCAUUGCGGCAGGACUGCUUGUUAUCAUCUUGCCCUUUGAAUCACAAGGGAAAUCGAGUUUAUAACUUGUAUCUAGUAACGGAGGUCUAGCUAGAGUGUUGACCAUUAGGUGUACUGAUGCUGAAUAUUGAGUAAUAUAUAAAACCUAUUAUAAGGUUAUAAAUGCAGA